AAGAAAAAAAAAUCUAAGCAGCAGUAUUUUUAUCAGACUUUAAUUUUGAAAAAUCCUGCUUCGGAGGCCAUUUUGGCUCCACGGUGGCUGGUUUCGCCAGCAGUGUUUUGGGCGGCUCGUGCAGACGAGCGUCAGCUGAGUUACGCCAGUCUGACAUGAUUGAAGUUUUUACCGCAGCGAAUGUAUACAUAUUACAUAACGCCUCUGUAGAGAGUAAAAGUGCCCACUGAGCCAUGUGGAUUACCCCGGAGGAGGUGUUACUGGCGAACGCGCUGUGGGUGAGCGAGCGGGCGAAUCCCUAUUUCAUCCUGCAGAGGAGGAAGGGACACGGCAGAGGGGGCGGCAUCACCGGUUUGCUGGUGGGUACGUUGGAUGUUGUGUUGGACUCCAGUGCUCGUGUGGCUCCAUACCGAAUUCUGCACCAGACGGGAGAGUCCCAGAUCUUCUGGAACAUCGCUUGUGGCUCGUCUCGUAAGGAGAUCACUGAGCACUGGGAGUGGCUCGAGGCCAAUCUGCUCCAGACGUUGUCCAUCUUUGACAACGACGAUGACAUCACCACCUUCGUCAAGGGUAAAAUACAGGAAAAUCAGAAUGUCCACAUUAUCAGAGGAGAGGGUGGAUCUGUUAGCAAUGACAAUGUCCCCUGCUACUUCUAUGACGGCAUCAUCGCUGAGGAGAAUAAGAGCGGCAAAGCUCUGGAAGAUGAGGAUCCUGGAAAGUUUCGUGAAGCCGAGCUGAAGAUGAGGAAGUUGUUCGGAAUGCCGGAGGAAGAGAAGUUGGUGAACUAUUAUCCCUGCAGCUAUUGGAAGGGUAGAGUCCCACGACAGGGCUGGAUUUAUCUGUCCAUCAAUCACCUGUGCUUCUACUCCUUCCUGCUUGGAAAAGAGGUUUCGUUGGUGGUUCAGUGGAUGGACAUCACUCAGUUGGACAAGAACGCCACGCUGCUUUUCCCAGAGAGCAUUCGUGUGAGCACACGGGACACUGAGCAUUUCUUCUCCAUGUUCCUCAACAUCAACGAGACUUUUAAACUGAUGGAGCAGCUGGCCAACAUCGCUAUGAGACAGCUACUGGACAACGAGAGCUUCGCUGCUGAUCGCUCCCUCCCCAAACCCUGCAAGACCCUCAAAAACGUUUCCACGCUCAAAAGGGACUUGGACGCACGUGCGAAAAAUGAGCGGUACAGAGCGCUGUUUCGGCUCACACAGGAUGAGCGUUUGGACGGACACACCGACUGUACGCUCUGGACACCGUUUGCUAAGAUGCACGUUGUUGGACAAAUGUUUGUUUCUAACAACUACAUCUGCUUUGCCAGUCGAGAGGAAGAUCUGUGUCAGCUUAUCAUUCCAUUGAGAGAGGUGACUAUAGUGGAGAAAGCAGACAGCAGCAGUGUUUUGCCCAGUCCACUGUCAAUCAGCACUAAAAACAAGAUGACCUUCCUCUUUGCCAAUCUUAAAGACCGCGACUUCCUCGUUCAGAGAAUCUCUGACUUCCUACAGCGGACGCCCGAGAGACCCUGCAGCCUAAACGGCCAAUGUGAGAACCUCAGCCCGAGCACGCCACCCUCUCUCCCCUCAUCCCCUCCUGUGCUGGGGACAGGAGAGUUACCCCAAAACAAACACUACAGCCCCAGUCUGCCCACCGCCAAGCAGGGCCUCCUGAGAAUCUACCAGCAGGACGUCCCGGAGGAGCUGGGGCCCAAAGUGAUGAGAGAGAAGAUGAAAGAAGAAUCAUGGAACAUCCAUUUCUUUGAGUUUGGACGUGGAGUGUGUAUGUACCGGACGUCUAAGACCCGAGAGCUGGUUCUGAAUGGGAUCCCUGAGAGUUUGAGAGGAGAACUCUGGCUGCUCUUCUCAGGUGCUCAGAACGAGAUGGCCACACACCCGGGUUAUUACGGCAGUUUGGUUGAGCAGGCGAUGGGUAAAUGCACUUUAGCAACGGAGGAGAUUGAAAGGGAUCUUCACCGCUCCAUGCCCGAGCACCGCGCCUUCCAGAACGAGAUGGGCAUCGCUGCCCUGAGACGAGCCCUCACAGCCUACGCGUACAGGAACCCGGGCAUUGGAUACUGCCAGGCAAUGAACAUUGUUACAUCGGUGUUGUUGUUGUAUUGUACUGAAGAGGAGGCGUUUUGGCUGCUUGUCGCUCUUUGUGAACGGAUGCUUCCUGAUUAUUACAACACCAGAGUUGUGGGGGCGUUGGUGGAUCAGGGUGUGUUUGAAGAGCUCACCCGUGAGUGUUUGCCGCUGUUAUAUGAGCACAUGCAGGAGUUGGGUGUCAUCUCCACCAUCUCUUUGUCCUGGUUUCUCACACUCUUCCUGUCCGUCAUGCCUUUCGACAGUGCGGUGCUGCUGGUCGACUGUUUCUUCUACGAGGGCAUUAAAGUCAUUUUCCAGGUGUCUUUGGCUGUGCUGCAUGCUAAUAUGGAUCAACUGCUGUCCUGCUCAGAUGAGGGAGAAGCCAUGACUAUUCUGGGCAGAUAUUUGGACAAUGUCGUGAAUAAACAGACUGUUUCUCCGCCCAUUCCCCACCUUCACGCCCUGUUGACCAGUGGCAACAACCCACCUCCUGAGAUUGACAUCUUUGAGCUCAUUAAAUCGUCCUAUGAGAAAUUUGGCAGUCUGCGUGCUGACGUCAUAGAGCAGAUGAGGUUCAAACAAAGGUUAAAGGUCAUUCAAUUGCUAGAAGACACGGCUAAGAGAAGUGUGGUACGAGCCAUCAUGACCGAGUCUGCCUUCAGUAUUGAGGAGUUGGAAGAACUGUAUGUUCUGUUUAAGGCGAAACACAUCAUGAGCUGUUACUGGGGGGCGAGCAGCACCGCGGCGGAGCGUCACGACCCCAGUCUGCCAUAUCUGGAGCAGUACCGCAUCGACUGCGAACAGUUUGGUCAGCUCUUCUCCGCUCUAGCGCCCUGGAGCUGUGGACUUCACACUAACACACUCGCCAGCAGACUCUUCCGACUGCUCGACCAAAACAAAGACUCUCUCAUCAACUUUAAGGAGUUCGUCACUGGACUCAGUGGCAUGUAUCAUGGAGACAUGACUGAAAAACUCAAACUUCUCUACAAACUUCACCUGCCUCCGGCGUUGUGUCCAGAUGAGGCGGAGUCGGCGCUUGAGGCCACACAGUUCUUCACUGAUGAUGACACACCACAGGAUCCUCCCUUUCUGUCUCAUCUGGACUUCCUAGCACAGGAAGUGACCUCAGGUGAUGAGCUGAAGGAGGCAGGAGAUGCAUCAACGGCUGGAGAGACAGAUGAAAAGAAAGAGGAGAAGCCAAAGGACUAUAAAUACUAUCUGAGAAUGUGGGCCAAAGAGAGAGAGCCGAAGAAAGAAAGUAUUAAAGACCUGCCCUGGAUGAAUCAGGAGCAGUUUAUUGAAAUGUGUAAGACUCUCUAUAACAUGUUCAGUGAAGAUCCCAUGGAGCAAGAGCUGUAUCACGGCAUCGCCACAGUGGCGAGUCUCCUUCUGAGAAUCGGAGAAGUCGGGAAGAAAUUCACCAACAACGGCAGUAAGAAAGCUGAACCGCAGCUGCCCGCCGAAGAUGAAAUUCUACAGCCAGAGAGAGAAGAUUCGUCUGGGGAUGGUGGAUCAGGACAGUCCUUGGUCUGUAAGGCCUUGGCGGAGGCACAACUGGAAACGCCGCCUCCUACGGCGCCCGGCUCAGACGAAGAGGCGAAAGAUGACACAUCCAUUUCGUCAUUCUCCAUGGUGAGCGUUGGUUCGCUGCAGUGCGAUGACAUCGCUGAAGACACCAUUCUGAUUGGCUGCGUAAGUGGAGUGGGCGGAGAUGGGGCAGAUCGGAGGAGGGGCAGCUUGCCGGAUGCCGAUUGGUCGAUCACGUUUGAGCAGGUUUUAGCAUCGUUUUUGACGGAAACAUCGCUGGUUGACUACUUUGAGAAAAAACAUGAUAUCCAGAGCAAAAUAACGGCAUGUAAAUCGCUAAGAGCAGUCGAAAGACAGACUAGUACAUCAAGUGAUCUCGAUUUCUCUCUGUCCACACACUGACAACAAACACACAUACUCAUGCAGACAAGAAAGCAUGCAUGAACACAAAUACACACACAUGCAAUACUUAUAGUCAGUGUCAUAGUCUACAAAUUGUGUUAAAAUCCAUUGCCAGGCGCUUUCUAUACCAGUAACUGCUCAAGUUUUAGAUGUAAUGACCAUGUUUCAACCAAGUGUUUUGCUGAGUUUCAUUUUUUGAAAACAUCAACUAGAGGACUGGAAUUUAGCAUUAUGGGAUGUAGUUGAAGUUCCUUAAUCUGCUUGUGAUGGUAUCUGGGUUUAAAAAACUAAAUAUAGCGAUAGUAACUAAGUUCAUUAAACUGCUUUAGCCUCACUAUAAAGAUCAAUGAACGAAGCGUCACACUAAAUAUUUGAUUUGCACACUCGUCCCAGGUUGGAUUGAAGCGAGGUAACUCACACUAAAGCUUAUGUCACUAAUGCUUUUUCACGCGUGCUAUAGCUAAAUAUAAUCAGUGUAUUUGGCAGUAAGAAGUGUCCUUCAUGUCCUUACCCCCAUUUGGAUAGAAAACAAAAAUCACUGCACUUUUUGCUUUGGUUCAAAAAGCCAUUUAACAAGUAGUUGUGUACCUGUGUAUUGAUAAAAAAAAAUCAGCUUUACUGUUUCUAACUAGAUUAUUGCCUUACUGAUGAUCAGACAUGCACAGCUGAUGCUGGUCUGGGACAAUGUUGCACAAAAUGUUUGUUGUGGUUUUGGGGGACAGUACAGAAAGGAAGAUGUCUUAGGCCACCCAUGUUUGUCGUAAAAAAAAUUAAUUAUGCCUUGUCAGAUGUUUGGUUGCCAGAAUCUACAUAAACGUUUCGGCAGUCGGGCUAGCUUUAACACGUAAAGCAGGACUAUUUUCUUGUUUAUUCUCAAAAAUGUAGCAGUUUUAUUUGCUUAAAAAUGUCCUUUACCUUUAGAGUAAGCAAGUACAAUCACUGUGCCUUUUUCAUGAAACACGAGCAGAAUGACUUUGUGUAAAUUGCGCUAAUUAUUGCAUUAAAUAGAAAUUAAAAUCAUUCUUGUAUACAUCUUCACAUUAAAUUUAAAGGACUAUUCGCGAAACCAUUCUCGUGAAUCGUCAAACUGAAUUUAUGUAAAUUGCCGCAUUGACUUAAAAACGGUAUUCGUAAAUUUUUUUUUACAAAAAUUGCCGUGUUGAAUUCAAAACAGCAUUUGUUAAAAAUUAUUUCAGGAAAUUGUCACAUUGAAUUCGAAUUGGCAUUCUUAAAAACAUUUCUGCAUAAAUUGCCACAUUGAAUACAAAACAGCAUUCGUGAAAAAUAUUUACACAAAUUGCCGAUUCCAAAUGGCUUUCGUAAAAAUUAUUUCUCAUGUGAAACAUCGCACUGAAUUGUAAACGCAAUUCGUAAAAAAAAAUGUAUACGAGUUGUCGCUUUGAAUUCUAAACACCAUUCAUAAAAACAUAUAAACUAUUGCAUUGAAUUUAAAACACCAAUCAUAAAAAAAAAAAAAAAAAAAACUGUAAUUUACUGCAUUGAAUUCAGCAUUUGUAAAAAAUAUUUAUGGAAAUUGCCACAUUGAAUUUGAAUUGGCAUUCGUAAAAACAUUUCUGCGUAAAUUGCCACAUUGAAUUCAAAACAGCAUUCGUGAAAAAUAUUUACACACACUGCCGAUUCCAAAUGGCUUUCGUAAAAAAAUAUUUACUUAAAUUGCCGCAUUGAAUUCGAAUUGGCAUUUGUAAAAAAAUAUUUACGGAAAUUGCCACAUUGAAUUUGAAUUGGCAUUCGUAAAAACAUUUCUGCGUAAAUUGCCACAUUGAAUUCAAAACAGCAUUCGUGAAAAAUAUUUACACACACUGCCGAUUCCAAAUGGCUUUCGUAAAAAUAUAUUUACGUAAAUUGCCGCAUUGAAUUCGAAUUGGCAUUCGUAAAAACAUUUUUAUGAAAAUUGCCACAUUGAAUUCAAAACAGCAUUUGUAAGAAAUAUUUACUUCAAAGCACCAUUCAUAAAAACAUUUUUUACGCAAGUUGCUGCAUUGAAUUCGAAAAGGCAUUCAUAAAAAUGGUGUCAAUCAUCGCAUUGAAUUCAAAAAGCCAUUUGUAAAAACAUGUAAACUGUCGAAUUUAAUUUAAAACACCAUUCUUAAAAACAUCUUUCCUUAAAUUGCCGCAUUGAAUUCAAAACGGCAUUCGUAAAAACAUUUUUACGUAAAUUCCCACACUGAAUUCAAAACAGCAUUCGUAAAUAAUAGUUGCGUAAAUUGACACUUUUAAUUCAAAAGACCAUUCGAAAAAAAAUUUUUGCCUAAAGUUGUCACAAUGAAUUCUAAAAACAUUUCUAAAAAGAAAGAUUGGUAAUACCAUUUUGCAUAAGUUCUUGCAGUUUUUUUUUACAAAAAAAAAAUAAAUAAAUAAAAUGUAAAAGCAUAAGAAUGGUUUACAAAUGAUUUACACUCGUGUUUUAUGAAUUAAGCCCAUAAAGUUUAUUUUGGAGCUGUCUGUAAAAGUUGAAACUAGAUUUCCAGUUCUUUAUAGAAUGCUUUUUUGUAUCAAAUGAAGAUGAGAAGAACUCCACAAAGUUUAAAUUGAAGAAUUCUAGAACUCUUAGCCAGACCAAUGAAUGGGGUUCUAGAAACAUUUAACCAAGAAUUAAAAAAGAAUAUAUGUUUUAUGUAUGUAUAUAGAGAGGAAUCUAUAACCUGGUCUUUAAUGACAGACUUAUUUUAUUUUCAUCUUUAAUUACGUGUUCUAAAAGGCUAGUUUCAGUUAACUGGACACUUGUAUUCAAUCAGAAGUUGUCACGCUUCUUAAUCUGUAAAUAGUUACAUAUCACUCAUUCUAAUAUCGUAAGUUUUAAUGUUAAAAUGUAUGCAAUGAUUUGUCCUGUUUCUUUUGAUUGAUCCUGUAUGUAUUGUUUUGCUUUUAUUUUGUUAUCAGUCUCUGUUCUAUAUUUGUAAUUUUAACAGUUGUCUUUUUGUACUCCGUAAAUUAGCUUUAAGUCAAGCCGAUACAGAACAGAUUCUCAAUGGCUUCAGUAUUAUUUUUUUGUUUUGUGAGGUUAAAAAGCAUUAAAAACAGGGCCAGAUCUGAAAACUAAAUUCGAUACAACUAAAUCAGUACAAAUUAGCGAUUUUUAAAUCACUGACACAGUCGCAGUGUUAAUACUUGUAUAAAAUGAUUUUAAAAUUGGAUUAUAGCUGCCAAUUUAAGUGGCAAGCCGACAGCAACCGGCUGAAUUUGGACUGACCCAAGCAAAUAUAAUCCACAUCUCACUUUUAAAACAGCAACUUUCUAAUUUAGUACCAUGAAUAUGAAUGUGAGUAUAAACUGCGCACCUGCCAUGUGACCUCUGUUAAACUGUGAAAAUAUCUCUGGCUUCACUUCACUGUGUUUCUUAUUAACAACGCUGAUUAAUUGCACAAACUAACACUGUUUCAACAUUCAUCCUGCAUUUCACGGGAGUGAACGUUUUCAUUUUAUUUGGUCUGUCUCAUCCAGUGACCUGCAGUAGUAGUUAUCUGAUGUCCACUCAUUUAAAGGUUUUAAAACUGACUGUCAUGAACCAGUAUUGUGUAUUAUUAUUAUUAUGUAAUAAAAGGCAAGUUAAGGAAAAUGUAAGUGUAUCAUGCCUCAUAACUUCUGUACACACCCACUUUAAGUUCACUUAUCCAAACAAGCAUCACGUUACAGGAGUUAAAUGAGUUGUGAACGCCAUUUCAUGUUGACUUUACAUAUUCCCAAGUAAUUUGUUGUCAUCUUUUACUAAAAGCAGCAUAGUGAGAAAGCAGAGAAAGUGUACAACCACAAAAAAACAGCACUGAUGACCUUUAUUACAUGACAAACAAAAAAUGUGUGAAAUAAAAAUGCGAUGCAUGUUAAAGUUUAAGAUCUGGUAGCAAAAUAAGACCAAAAGUUCUAGUACAAAAUAAGAUAUAAAAAAUGGGCAAUUCUAGAAAAUUAGUUUUGCUUUAUAAGCUCUUAAUGAUAUAAAGAACACGUUUAAAUAUGUACAAACAAAAGCUGCUUAUAGAUUCAUAUUUGAGCAUCAGGAGAGCUGCAGCUGAAUAACGGCAAAUUGUUAUGACUGUGUGUGAAACCUGUCGGUGGUGAUGUGAUUGCGAAUGUUGUUUAUCUUGUAGAGACUGUGUUUGGUGUGUGUGUGUGUGUGUGUGUGUGCGCGCGAGAUAUGCAUGCAUGCAUCGAUUUAGGAACGAUAGAUGCAUGCAUGUCUCAGGCAUAAAAUAUGUUCCAUUAGGUCACAGCGCCUGGUACACUCAUGCAUAUGAAUGUCUAUUAAUGUUGCUGUAAAACCACAAUGAGGUCUUAUUAGAUUUCAAAUAGAUAGUGAGUGCAUGUGUUUUUGUGUGAAAUGAAGCUUUAACCUCCCAUAUGAGAUGUACUUUAAAUGUAUCAUUUGAAUUGUAAUGCUGUUUGUGUCAGCAGCAAUGCUACAGUAACAUAAUUUUCUUUUUUCAUGCUUUUUAUUCCCUGAUACUUCACUACAAAAUAAAAACUACAAAAUAUUUUUU
Messenger RNA from Myxocyprinus asiaticus (Chinese sucker), 8494 nucleotides. RefSeq names its product TBC1 domain family member 9B-like. Gene Ontology annotation, molecular function: calcium ion binding. The record is from RefSeq and is a predicted model, not a curated record. Bases 234 to 4001 code for a protein of 1255 amino acids. Lineage: Eukaryota; Metazoa; Chordata; Actinopteri; Cypriniformes; Catostomidae. The transcript has 24 exons.